CGAUGGUCCCUGAAGGCAGCCGUAGAGGAGGAAGGAACCCUGGCAACGCUGUCACAAAGCUAAUGUUAUCCUGAGCGCAGUGAAUGCAUCACCUUUGUCAGCAUGCAUUUCAUUGUUAAUUCUGUCUUUCUGCUUUUAAUCCUCACUUCGUAGCUCUCGUGUUCACAUCUUUAACAUGGAGUUCUUCAACGAGCCAAGCUAGCCUUGAGGCCACACUCAGUUAAAGCAGACCGAGUCGUUAGCUGGAGCUGGAUCCGUGAAUAUGGCGAUUGUGUCUGGAUCCUGUGCCAGAGUGAACGGGUCUAGAAACGGGCCGUCUGUGUCCGCUACUCCUUCUGGAUCUGUGGCACAGUCUCAGCCUAUGAUAGCGGUGUGGGAAUGGCAGGACGACCUGGGUUACUGGAGGCCUUACAGCGGCCAGGUGAGCGCUCACAUCGAGAGGAGUCUGGCUCCGCGGGGCCACCGAGGAGGAGGACCCGGCUCGACGAGCAUCUGCCUCGGACAGUCAGACCCCAGCCUGUCGCCUUAUCUCAUAGACAUACCGAGCCUGAAACAGUUUCGACAGGACACAGGAAAGACUCGAUCUGUGCGUCGCUCUCUGUUCGCUCAGUCCUCAGGCCUGGGCAGUGGUGUUUACUGGGAAUGGGCGAAUGAUGAAGGAGGAUGGACUCCAUAUGAAACUCGAACCUCGAUCCUUUUAGAGCACAGCUAUCAGGCCCGCCAAGGCACGGCAGACCUGGGCCCUCAUGGAUAUAACUACAUCGUGGAUCUUACAUCUCUGGCCCAGGUUAACAAAUCCACCGGCUUCAGGCGGCAAGUCAGACGGCAGUGCAACCUCCCCUACCCACUGGCCUCCUCUGGCCCUCCGGCCAUCCCCUCAGGCCCUGCUUGCUCCUGCCAGCAGUGUUUGAGCCACACCAGCACAGGACCCAUGCCCAGCCGUUCACGACACUCCUUUUCAUCUGGCAGUCUGAACCGACCCAGUCUGCAGGGGACGGGAAGGGCUGUGACUGCUCACCCCGCUUCUGUCUACUCACCGUACCCCAGGAGACCCCUCUCUGUCGGGGGGAUGUCCUGGGGCAGCCCCUGGCCUCCCCCACCCUCUGGUAGUCAACUGCCUCCACCGCUUCUGAGCAGCUCCGGCAGUGCCAACGGGUUAAGUGUUCCCUCCAUCCCUGUGCAGCUGAACGGAUCCACCAGUGUGAGCUCCGCCCUGGCAGGCAUGGCCUCCAUUUUGAUGUCAGCAGUGGGACUCGGCGUGCACUUCACAUCUGCCCCCCUCCCUCAGCAGCAGCAGCAGCAGCAGCAGCAGCAGCAACAACAGCAGCAGCAACAGCUACAGCUACAGCAUCAGCUACAGCAGCAACAGCUACAGCAGCAUCAGCAACAACCUGCUCCUUUUUCUCUUCCUCCUCCUCUCCUCCCCCCAGCCAGCAGGCCCAGCAACCCCCCCAGCAGCAGCAGCAGCAGCAGCAGUACAGUUAGGAGAGCAAAGAGGCAGCACAGGAGAGCCUCUGCUCAGAGACCCGAGGAGGUGAUUCAGCGGUACAUGGAGGUCGUGGCUGGAGUACCUGAUGAGGACUGCAUUAUCUGCAUGGAUCAACUGUCCAACCCGUCUGGCUACGAGACAGCUUCCACAGAGGAGGGGAGCCAAAGCAUCCUGCCAGACACUGUGGGGAAAUUCAUCAAGUGUGGACACACACUGCACAUGCUCUGCAUGCUGGCCAUGUACAACAACGGAACAAAGGACGGCAGCAUGCAGUGUCCCUCGUGUAAGACAAUCUAUGGAGAGAAGACCGGCACACAGCCCAAAGGGAAGAUGGAGAUUUACAGCAUCGCCCAGUCUCUGCCAGGUCACCCAGACUGUGGAACCAUCCAGAUCAUUUACAGCAUACUGCCUGGUAUACAGGGCCCCGAGCAUCCCAACCCGGGACAGCCGUUCACCUGCAGAGGCUUCCCUCGCUUCUGUUUUCUACCGGACAACGACAAGGGCAGGAAGGUGCUGGAGCUGCUGAAGGUGGCGUGGAUGCGUCGCCUCAUCUUCACUGUGGGAACCUCCAGCACCACCGGCGAGCCCGACACGGUGGUGUGGAACGGCAUCCACCACAAAACAGAGAUGAUGUCCAACCUGUCGGGCCACGGCUACCCCGACCCAAACUACCUGGACAAUGUUCUGUCUGAGCUGGCCUCUCAGGGCGUCACCGAGGACUGCCUCAAAGCUCCAGGCGGCGGCGGUGGCGGCGGCAGCAGCAGCAGUUAGGUUCCAGCUCCACCCGUGUCCUCUCACUGCUGAAUUAACCCUUUGUUCUCCACCCUCUGCAGACAGGUGGACCUCCUGCAAUCCCCGCCUGUUAAUGUCAGUUAAUAUCAACAUCUGCCCAAACCUCAUUGAGUGAGCGAAGGGGAGGAGACGUGAGCGGAAUAAAGAGCUUCUCUGGAAGAACGCAGAGUACUUCAUGCUCCACUACAUUCCUGCUCAUCACAUAUUUCAGGAGACUGAACUCAGAGAGAAACGAGGCUCCUCAAACGCCGGGCCUCUUUUAUCCACGCUCCACACUCUGGAGAUUUAGUGUUUUUGUUCUGUUUUUCCAUCAAAAGCCUCAUCUGUAUCCCCUCGUCUAGUUUCCAUGAGAAUGGCAGCUCUCAUCGGGGAUAGAAAUCUCAUGAAGCACUUUAGUUGUGACGGUGCAUUUAGCUGACAAGAUGUGAGAUUUUUCUGGUAAAGGGCAGUAAAAACUUGUGUUCAAAAUUGGGAAGUUAUGCAAUUAAUGUGGGAUGGUUUGUGUUUAGCACAAAUACACUGAAACUUUUAGUAGCAAAGUGAGUAUAUAUUAGUGAUUUUAAUGUGAGGGGCAAUACUUAAACGAUGUACAUAUAUACAAAUGUGAGUGAAAAAAGAAAACAGGAAAAUCAAGUUGUGUCUACAUGGAGGAAAAUCAAGGUGUGCAUUUUUUAACAUUUAAUCCCACUUCUGAUUGGAAUAAGUUUUAUUCCCUGAACUGAUUUGAAGUCUAAUGCACCCUCAUUCAUUCAUUAAAAACAGCAGAAAAUGAACCAACAGGCAUUCUCUGGACAUUAGUUUUGUCACUUAACAUGUAAGUUUGUGUUGUCAUGUGUGUGAGGAGGGACGUGGUUGUCGUAUAUAUCUUGACAACCUCCAAUCUUUUGUCCAGACGGAUGGGAAGGACCACUGACAAGAAACACAAGAAGCUCUGGUUAGGAACAUUUUUCAGUGUGACAAUCAAGGUCUUGAACUCGUCUUGAUUAAACAAGACACGUGAAGCUGGAGCGAGGAGCAUGUUGAUGUUCCUGUCAGCUAUAAGCUCCCCUCCUGUAUCCACACGCAUUAUUCUGCUCACAGAGCUGCAGUACUGUCUGACAUGUAUACAAGCAAAACUGAAAAAAUCUGCAAUAAAGAAAUAAGGCAAAUGAA
This is a messenger RNA of Notolabrus celidotus (New Zealand spotty), 3433 nucleotides long. It is a transcript of the gene dtx2, whose product is annotated as deltex 2, E3 ubiquitin ligase. Gene Ontology annotation, molecular function: zinc ion binding; ubiquitin protein ligase activity. The transcript is spliced from 9 exons. The record is from RefSeq and is a predicted model, not a curated record. The coding region runs from base 263 to 2260 and encodes 665 amino acids. Gene Ontology annotation, cellular component: nucleoplasm. Gene Ontology annotation, biological process: Notch signaling pathway; protein ubiquitination. NCBI's taxonomy places the organism in Eukaryota, Metazoa, Chordata, Actinopteri, Labriformes, Labridae.